AUGCAUAGAAUACAAUUGUUCGUCAUUGGAAUAAUUUUAUUACCAUUAUUAAUUGAUGGUCUUCCAUUUUUUCAUCGUGGUCGACCUCGUGGUGGUAUGGUUGGAUCACCGAAAAGACGUUUUGAAUCAUCAUAUUAUCGAGAAAAAUCACCAAGUGAUGAAUUCUGGUAUACACAACAACUUGAUCAUUUUAAUCCAGCAGAUACACGAAUAUGGCAACAAAGAUAUUUUGUUAAUGGUGAACAUUGGAAAGAGAAUGGUCCUGUUUUUAUUCAAAUUGGUGGUGAAGGUUCAGCUGAUCCUAUUUGGAUGACUGAAGGACAAUGGAUUAAAUAUGCACAAACACAUGGUGCAAUUUGUGUUAUGCUUGAACAUCGUUUUUAUGGUAAAAGUCAUCCAACAGAAGAUCUUAGUAUAGAAAAUUUAAGAUAUUUAACUAGUGAACAAGCACUUGCAGAUUUAGCAACAUUUCGAGAAUAUUUUAAUAGUGAAUAUAAAAUAUCAGACCAAACGAAAUGGAUUUCAUUUGGUGGAUCAUAUCCAGGUUCAUUAUCAGCAUGGUUUCGUUUAAAAUAUCCACAUCUUGUUCAUGGUGCUAUAUCAGCUAGUAGUCCUAUGACUGCUCUUACUGAUUUUAGCGAAUAUUUGGUUGUUGUACGAAAUUCUCUUGCAACUUAUGAUGAAAAAUGUAAUGUAGCAAUUAGUGGUGCAAUAGAAGUAAUGCAAAAAUUAGUUCAAUCAUCUGCUGGUCGUGUAACAUUAAAAACAGCUUUUCGUUUAUGUGAUUCAAUUGAAACACAAAAUGAUGUUGAUAAUUUCUUUGAAACAGUAUCUGGUAAUUUUCAAGGUGUUGUUCAAUAUAAUAAAGAUAAUCGAGCAUUUGAAGGUGCUCGUGCAACAAAUAUAACAAUUGAUGUUUUAUGUAAAACAAUGCUUGAUACAAGUCAACCAGAUAUUCUUCAGCGUAUGGUCAAUGUUAAUGAUAUGUUAUUAACGGCAUAUGAUCAAAAAUGUCUUGAUGCUGGUUAUAUGAGUAUGAUAAAUCAAUUACGAAAUACUUCAUGGAAUGCAUCAGCAUCUGAAGGUGGUCGUCAAUGGACAUAUCAAACUUGUGUUGAAUUUGGUUUUUUUCAAUCAUCAGAUGAUUCUCAACAACCAUUUGGAAAUAAUUUUCCAGUUUCAUUUUUUAUUCAACAAUGUGCGGAUAUAUUUGGACCUAAAUUUGAUGAUAAUCUUCUUGAACGAGGUAUUAAUUUUACUAAUGCAUUUUAUGGUGCAGAAGGUUUUUCCGGUUCAAGAGUUUUAUUUGUUAAUGGUGCUAUUGAUCCAUGGCAUGCAUUAAGUUUUACGAAAGAUCCUCCUAAUAAUAAUAGUGCUAUUUUCUUAUCAAGUAUGUUACGUUAUUUAGAGAGAUUGUUUUUUUU
Messenger RNA from Rotaria sordida, 1424 nucleotides. NCBI's taxonomy places the organism in Eukaryota, Metazoa, Rotifera, Eurotatoria, Philodinida, Philodinidae. The record is from the annotation of a GenBank genome assembly.